This is a messenger RNA of Pochonia chlamydosporia 170, 216 nucleotides long. RefSeq lists its product as hypothetical. The transcript has a single exon. The record is from RefSeq and is a predicted model, not a curated record. NCBI's taxonomy places the organism in Eukaryota, Fungi, Ascomycota, Sordariomycetes, Hypocreales, Clavicipitaceae. Bases 1 to 216 code for a protein of 71 amino acids.
AUGUUCGGAAUGCGGGUGGCGGCGCCGAAGAUGCUGGUGGCACACCGCCACAUGGACAACAGCACGGGGAAGAUAGAGUCGGGGCGGCCAGUCAGGAAUGAAUCCGAGCUCCCAGAGAGGAAACAGUUGGCUGGACAUAAUCAUCGAUUUCUUGGAAGGGGGCCUUUCUCGUUCCGACGAGACCGUUAUGCUAGGACGAACAAUACCCAUUUGUGA